AUGACCACCGACGCCGAAUCCAGACCGUUCAAUGCCGUGUCUUUCUACGCCUUCCUGAAAGAGGGACGAUUCAUGGGAGUGCGCUGCCGGGAGAACGGCAACGUUUAUGCAGAAGCGCGGCCGAUCGAUCCGGUGAGCCACAGCCGAGAUAUGGAGUGGCACGAAUUCAGCGGGCGGGCGACAUUGAGCACUUUCACGUGUAUCUCAGUGGCUCCGGCUUCACUGGAGGCCAAAGGCUACGGGAGGAACAAUCCAUACUGCACGGGGAUAGUGACCCUGGAAGAAGGGCCUCGAAUCAGCGCCCGUAUCUCAGGAGUGGACGCUUCCAACCCGCAGAACAUACCGGUCGAUUUGCCGGUGGUACUGGCGCUGGAUGAAAUCGACGCCGACGACCCGGGGCUGGUGUUUCGCCCAGCGUAG
Molecule: messenger RNA, 420 nt
Organism: Geodia barretti
Lineage: Eukaryota; Metazoa; Porifera; Demospongiae; Tetractinellida; Geodiidae
Source: the annotation of a GenBank genome assembly